Molecule: messenger RNA, 231 nt
Organism: Podarcis raffonei (Aeolian wall lizard)
Lineage: Eukaryota; Metazoa; Chordata; Lepidosauria; Squamata; Lacertidae
Product: histone H3.v1-like
Exons: 1
Source: RefSeq, a predicted model, not a curated record
GAAGAGGAGGAGGAAGAAGAAGAAGAAUAGGAGGAGGAGGAGGAGGAAGAGGAGGGGGAGGAGGGGGAGGAGGAAGAAGAAGAAGAGGAGGAGGAGGAAGAGAAGGAAGAAGAAGAAGAGGAGGAGGAGGAGGAGGAAGAGGAGGAGGAGGGGGAAGAAGAAGAAGAAGAAGAGGAGGAGGAGGAGGAGGAGGAGGAGGAGGAGGAGGAGGAGGAGGAGGAGGAGGAGGAG